This is a messenger RNA of Bombyx mandarina (wild silkworm), 1468 nucleotides long. RefSeq names its product Phosphatidylglycerophosphate synthase 1 (gene PGS1). Gene Ontology annotation, cellular component: mitochondrion. Gene Ontology annotation, molecular function: CDP-diacylglycerol-glycerol-3-phosphate 3-phosphatidyltransferase activity. The record is from RefSeq and is a predicted model, not a curated record. Gene Ontology annotation, biological process: cardiolipin biosynthetic process. NCBI's taxonomy places the organism in Eukaryota, Metazoa, Arthropoda, Insecta, Lepidoptera, Bombycidae.
UGUGAUAUUAUUAAAACAAAUCAUGAUAAUGAAUGUUCCAAUACGAUUCAAAGUAGGAGAGUUUCAGAGUUUUAGUUGGUUAUACAGUGCUGCACCUUGUUUUCCUGUGAGUGCUACCAAAGUAUCAAUUUCUGAAGACCCUAAGAAGUUCUACGACACCUUAUGCGAUAGGUUUGGAAAUGCUAAAAACAGAAUAUCAGUAGCCAGUCUAUAUGUUGGAAAUGGGAACUUAGAAAAUAAUCUUCUUGAGAGUGCAAAAGAAAACUUAAUAAAUAGAAAAACUUUAACUUUAAGCCUACUAUUAGAUUAUCAAAGAGGAACUCGUGGUAACCAAAACUCAGUAACUUUAUUUCAGAAAUAUUUCCUUGAUUUGUCUGAACAAUGUAAACUGUAUUUAUACCAAACUCCAAGGCUUCAGGGAUUAUGGUCCAAAGUUCUGCCAUCAAGAUAUAAUGAAAUUGUAGGAUUACAACAUAUGAAACUAUACAUAGUUGAUGACAGAGUUUUACUGAGCGGUGCAAAUUGUUCAAAUGACUACUUCAUGCAGAGACAAGACCGCUAUAUAGAAAUAGAUGAUCCUGAUCUUGCCAACUUCUAUAGAGACAUUAUAGAUGAGGUGAGCAAAUACAGCAAAAGAUAUGAGAAUCAAGAUAUUGUUAGUGAUAAGAAAUUGACAAAAGAGAAAAUGAUUCAAGAUAUGAAGAAUAAUAUUUGUAAUGUCAUAUACAAGUGGCAGCAGUUGCAGCUCUCAAAAUUGUCUACAAGUGGAGAUUCAAGUUUGGACACUUGGGUGUUCCCACUCAUACAAAUGGGAGAGUUCAACAUAACACAAGAUGAAUAUGUUACUAGAAAGUUGAUGGUGUCCGCGCCAAAAGGCUCUCACCUACAACUUGCAACUGGAUAUUUUAAUCUCACAGAGCAAUAUACGCGGACGCUUCUCGAUCAAUGUAAAGCAAAUGUAAGCCUGUUAAUGGCACAUCCAAAUGCUAACGGCUUUCUGGGAGCUGCGGGACCAGCAGGAGGAAUACCAUUUGCAUAUUCGUUAAUAGCUAAACAAUUUUGGCAAAGGGUUGUUGAUUCGAAUCAAGCAAGUCGAAUAAGGAUGUUAGAAUAUGAACGUCCUGGGUGGACGUUUCACGCGAAAGGCUUAUGGUACUACCCGCCGGGUAGUGACGUGCCGUGGGCGACUGUAAUAGGCUCUGCGAAUCUCGGGGAGCGGUCAGUGAAACGCGACCUCGAAGCGCAAGCCGCCAUUUUCACCGUAUCGCCUGAAUUACAGGCGAGGCUUCAGCAAGAGACCAAGAGACUACACAGUUACUCUAAAGAGUGCGGAGAGGAGCUUUUAUCUAGAGAAACUCCGAAGUGGGUGCGUGCGACAGUCAAACUGUUCAGAACAUACUUUUAAUUUGUUAGAAGUGAAAUAAAUUUUAGUUAAAAGCUAAUGAAAUAAAGCUUUUUUAUCAAUUGA